UAUGACCUGCUCACAGGUCUAGAAACCGAGAUGCCAGAUGAGGCCGACCAGUAAAGAAACAUCAAGUGCUGUUGAUCUUGCUAAAGCAGUCUAGAAAUUAGAUGCCUCUGUGGUUUGUCUCUUGCCGGAAACUAGUCUCAUUUGAUCCCUCCCAUCAGAGGUUCACAACAGCCAAGCCUGAGUGAAAUUUACACAGCUCUUCGCAUCAACAUGAACAAAUUAUUAACGUUUCUUCUUAAAUAACUUCAGAUUGCUUUGGUGAUCAUGAGUGAAGAGGAAGAGGUGCCCUUGAUGAAGAGCGAAAGGGCUGGCAGUCAGAAGUCCAGCUGUGACUCUGCCCUGCAGGUGCACCUGUACUACAGCCCCAGUUUAAAUUCGGAGACCACCUUCACUAUCCCCACCGGACACAUCACAGUGGAGAGCGUGUGUGCGCUUGCUGCUAAAGCCAGCGGAAUUCUUCCUGUGUUCCACAACCUGUUUGCUUUGGCAUCAGAAGACCUUUCAUACUGGUAUCCACCAACUCACGUUUUUAAGAGUGAGGAGAAUGUCAAAGUUCACUACAGAGUGAGGUUUUUCUUCUCAAGCUGGUUCGGUCAAGGGUCCAAAGCAUCGUACCGCUUUAGACUCAGCAGAGGACGAAUCUGUGCUGCGCUGGACUACUGUGUCAUCGACUAUCUUUUUGCUCAGGCCCGCAGUGAUUUUGUGUCUGGACGUGGUGGGAUUUCUCCUGCUUUGAGUUUGCAGCAGGAAUGUUUGGGAAUGGCAGUGCUAGAUCUGUGGCGUAUGGCCAAAGAGAGAAACCAGAGCCUUGGUGAGAUCUGCAGUACAACAAGCUACAAGUCCUGCCUCCCAGAGACCCACAGACAAGAUAUACAGCGCAUGAGUCGCCUGGCCCGGUAUCAGAUCCGAAAAACGCUGAAGCGUUUCUUAAAGAAGCUGGGCAGAUGCUCGGCGGGUGAACGCAGCCUGAAGCUCAAGUACCUGAUGGAGCUGAGUGUGCUGGAGCCGAAUUAUGGCUCAGAAAGCUUCACUUUGCGUCACUCUGGAUGGUUAGAGCAGAGCGAGCAGCAGAGGGUCAAAGCCGUGCAAGUGUCUGGAGAGGGAGGGAUUCAGAUACAGACCAGAGAGAGCCAGGAAUGGCAGACGUUUUGUGAUUUCCCCCAGAUCACAGACAUUAGUAUUAAGCGUCUUUCUCAAGAGCAGAUGCCCCUGGAAGGAAGGGUGGUCACUCUCACACGCCAGGACGACCAGUGCAUGGAGGCUGAGUUUCACACCCUAACUGAGGCUCAUUCGUUUGUCUCUCUGGUUGAUGGAUAUUUUAGAUUGACUACAGAUUCGACUCACUAUUUCUGCACAGAAGUGGCCCCGCCAAGCUUGCUGGAGGACUUACAGAAUUACUGCCACGGCCCGAUUACGUCAGAAUUUGCGGUGCACAAGCUAAAGAAAGCUGGAGCCAAAAAUGGGAUGUUCCUGUUACGUCACAGUCCCAAGGACUUUGACAAGUACUUCCUCACUGUUUGCAUACAGACUCAUCUAGGGGUGGAUUACAAAGACUGUCUGAUAGAGAAAAACGAGAAGUUUAGCCUGGCUGGGAUCCACAACUCAUUCUGUAGUCUAAAACAGCUCACAGAUUUCUAUCAGCACAGUACACUUCUCAUGUCAGACAUCCCCGUCACACUGAGCAAGUGCUGCCCACCCAGACCAAAAGAACUUACCAACAUGAUCAUCCUUCGUAACAGCAGUAUGACUGAGAUGCCCACUUCCCCCAUGUUACAGAGACACAAACCAAGCCACAUGCAGUUCCACAUGAUUAAACACGAGGACCUUUCCUGGAAGGAAAGCUUAGGUCAAGGUUCCUUCACGCAUAUAUUUAGAAGCAUUAAGACAGACCAGCGAGACGGAGUGACACACACCACAGAGGUUCUUCUGAAGGUCCUGGAUGCAAACCAUAAAAAUUGCUGGGAGUCUUUUUUUGAGGCGGCCAGUUUGAUGAGUCAAAUUUCCCACAAGCACCUUCUCCUGGUAUACGGCAUCAGUGUGCACAAAUCCAAAAACAUCAUGGUGCAGGAGUUUGUGAAGCACGGCGCACUGGACCUGUACCUGAAGAAGAGCACUUCUGUGUCAGUCAGCUGGAAAUUAGACGUGGCCAAACAACUGGCCUGUGCUCUCAACUUCCUGGAGGAGAAGAAUAUUGCACAUGGGAAUAUUUGUGCAAAGAAUCUGCUGUUGGCCAGAGACGGAGACCCUUCCUCUGAUAACUCGCCCUUCAUUAAACUGAGUGACCCUGGCAUCAGCAUGGCCUUUCUGGGCAAAGAUGUGGUGUUAGACAGAAUCCCAUGGGUGGCCCCAGAGGUACUGGACACACUUGAGAUUGAACUGGAGUGUGACAAGUGGAGUUUUGGGACAACUUUGUGGGAGAUUUUCAAUAAUGGAGAAGCUCCGUUGCAGGGCCUGGACCUCAUACAAAAGCAGCAGUUUUAUGAGCAUUUCUCAAACCUGCCUGCGCUGGAGUGGGCUGAGCUGGCCGACCUGAUCGCUCAGUGCAUGCAGUACCAGCCUGAGCUUAGACCGUCCUGCCGGAGCAUCAUCCGCCAACUUAACAGCCUCAUCACUUCAGAUUAUGAGAUUCUUCAUGCGACUGGCACACUUCCCAAGAGUGAUGGCUUCUGGAGAAGACCAAACAUGUUCAAAAAGCAACAACAGGACAUUUUUGAAGAGAGAUAUCUGCGAUUCAUCUCUAUCCUGGGAAAGGGUAACUUCGGCAGUGUUGAGCUUUGUCGUUAUGAUCCGUGGGGUGAUAACACUGGAGAUCUGGUUGCUGUCAAGGAGCUUCAGCCAAACAAACAGGCCACCGUGGCAGACUUCCAGAGAGAAAUCCAGACCAUCAGCUCCCUGCACUGUGACUAUAUUGUCAAAUACAAGGGCAUCUGCUACAGCACAGGCCGACUCAGCACAAAACUGGUGAUGGAAUAUCUUCCAUACGGCAGUCUGAUCGGAUAUAUGGAGAAGCACCGACAGAACGUGUGCACCAGAAGACUGUUGCUCUUUGCCUCGCAGAUCUGUAAGGGUAUGGAGUACUUGCAAAGCAUGCGUUAUGUUCACCGUGAUCUAGCUGCUCGUAAUAUCCUAGUCGCCAGCGACACUCUGGUGAAGAUUGCUGAUUUUGGGCUUACGAAGAUCAUCCCAGUGGAUAAAGAAUACUACCGUGUCACGCAGCCAGGAGAAAGCCCUGUUUUCUGGUAUGCACCUGAAUCCAUUUCAGAACUGAAAUUCUCCUACAAGUCAGAUGUAUGGAGUUUCGGCGUUGUUCUACACGAGCUCUUCUCUUACUGCGACAUCAGUCGAAACCCCAAAAGAUUGUGUAUCCAGAAGAUAGGAAGUUAUGUCCAGAGUCCGUCCAUGGCUGUACAUCUUCUUAAUCUUUUCAUGGACAACUGGAGGUUACCGGCUCCAUCUCAGUGUCCACCAAAGGUGCACAGUAUUAUGAUGCUGUGUUGGGAGUUCAACAGCGAGGACAGACCAAGCUUCUCCUCUCUACAGGACCUGAUUGAGAAUAGUCUGUUAGAUGAGAGAGAGGGCUGUAAGGGGUAAAAUUGGAGUUACCCUAAACAGAUCACUGUAUUUUCAACAUAUAUUUAUAUUUGAUAUAUAUUUGAAUGUUUUAGGACAUAUUCUUACAGAAGUCUGUUUGACUCACAAAGAUAUAGUCAAAAUUAGUGCAUCAC
Messenger RNA from Onychostoma macrolepis, 3725 nucleotides. RefSeq names its product Janus kinase 3 (a protein tyrosine kinase, leukocyte) (gene jak3). The record is from RefSeq and is a predicted model, not a curated record. Gene Ontology annotation, biological process: cell surface receptor signaling pathway via JAK-STAT; cell differentiation; intracellular signal transduction. Lineage: Eukaryota; Metazoa; Chordata; Actinopteri; Cypriniformes; Cyprinidae. Gene Ontology annotation, cellular component: cytoskeleton; cytosol; membrane. Bases 265 to 3591 code for a protein of 1108 amino acids. Gene Ontology annotation, molecular function: cytokine receptor binding; ATP binding; non-membrane spanning protein tyrosine kinase activity. The transcript is spliced from 24 exons.